UAUAAACGAUAUGGGUUACAAACAGAGUUUGGAUAAAAUUGUCUUUCUCCGAAUUGAAUCUGCUCGGGAUUAACGACUGUUAAACCUGCGAAUUAUCUCUUAAGAGUCCAGCUUACUGCAAAUCUGGCUUUUCCUUGGGCCUUUAUAGAACUCGAUCGUGACCUCCACUGUAAGGAACUCUGAAAUUUGUUGAUAGUAGUCGGAGUGAUGAAUGAUCCGACCACGAAAAGCCUUUUAAACGGGACAAAUACUGAAAAACGGCGCGCUGAUGAAUCUCCUAGUUUUGUCAGAGCGGCUCACCCCUCAGUUUAUCUCACCGAUGUCGAGAUACAACCAACAAGUGAGAAGCCUUUGUAUCGCCCGACUGGAUGGUCCAAACGCGAGAAGUUGAUGAUCGCUGGAUUAAUUGUUCUUUUGGUACUGUGCAUUUUAUUCAUCGCACUGUUUGCAAAAGCGGUUUCAAAGAAGAGUGAUCGCAAAAGUGAAGAUGUGGAAAAGGAAUCGAUAGGAUGGAUCCUUGCUGCCUCUGAUAUUCUAAGUGCAAUGAAUGCAAAUGCAGACCCAUGCGACGAUUUUUACGAAUAUGCGUGUGGAAAGUGGAUCGAAAAGAGUUCUAUUCCAGAGAGCAAGUCUUCCUGGAGUCAGUUCUACGUCGUUGACCAAAAUAACGAAAUAAUCAUGAAGAGACUUAUCCUCGAAGACAAGGAUAAAACAAGGGCUCAAUAUAAAGAUAACGAAGCUGUCAUGAAAGGGUUCGACAUGUUUGAUUCCUGCAUGGAUGAAAACAAAAUCAACGAACUGGGCGCGGAUCCUCUCUUGAAUUUGAUCAAGGAGUAUGGAUCCUGGAAUGUCACUGACGGAAACUGGACGGAGGAUUCUUGGGACUUCAUGGAAAAUUUCGUUAAAAUUCGAAAGUAUCUGUCAGUACAGCUUCUCUUUGGCAUGCAUGUUAUUGCUGAUCUUAAAGACUCCACGGAACAUAUCAUUUAUUUUAACCAGGGUGGAAUUUCUAUGUCUCAAGAAUCGUACCUAAAGAAUGCUUCUCGGAAUAUAAAGGCCCGUUCAGCUUACAAAAAGCUCAUGAUCGAUCUUGUGAAACUUCUCACUGACAAUCCAAACGUAGAGGCUUUGAUGACCGAAAUCUAUGAUUUCGAAGAAUCGUUAGCAAAGACGUUCAUUCCUAGAGAGCAAAGGCCAGAUUUGGACGAGGCUUACAAGAAAAUGAAGCUGAGUGAUUUCAUCAAAUCAACCGGAAACGCGUUUGAUAUGAUGGAUUUUGUCAAGAGGAUGUUCAAUCAGACAGGUUACAAUAUCACGGGAGACGAGUUGGUCGUGGGACAAGCACUUGACUACUUUAAGAAUAUGUCAGACAUUUUUAAUGCAACGAGCAAAAGAGUGCUGGCCAACUACAUGAUGUGGAAAGUAGUGCUACAUUUUUCAGGGGAUUUGGACUCCAGAUUCAGAGACGUUUUCGAAGAAUUCAGGAAAAGCAUCAUGGGAACCACGGACGACGAUCCUCGCUGGCAGGAAUGUUUGAAUGUUGCCUACGCGUAUCUUGGCAUGCCAUUCAGUCUACUGUAUGUUGACGAGACGUUUGAGGGAGAGAGCAAAAAAUCGGCCGAGGAAAUGAUUCAUGACAUAAGGGAAGUUUUUCUUACCAAUUUGGAAAAUCUAGACUGGAUGGACGUAGAAACCAAACGAAAAGCAAAAGAAAAGGCUUUAGCAGUACGGGAAAAUAUUGGCUAUCCUGAUUCCUUAAGAAACAAAACGGCGCUGGCCUUGGAUUUUAAAGGGUUUGAUGUGAAGAAGGACCAAUACUUCAAGAACAUUGUGCGGGCGAAUGAAUUUUAUAAUCUGAAACGCUACGCCAACCUGGGAAAGCCAGUUGAUAAAGAUAGAUGGGCCAUGCUUCCUGCCACUGUCAACGCUUACUACUCAGCCACUGAAAACAAAAUAGUUUUCCCAGCUGGAAUUCUGCAGAAACCAUUUUAUGACCACAGAUUCCCUAAAGCUCUUAACUACGCAGGAAUUGGGGUUGUAGUUGGGCACGAAAUAACUCACGGUUUUGAUAACAGUGGUCGUCUUUUUAACAAAGAUGGCAACUUGGCGGACUGGUGGUCAAACAAAUCUAUUGAAGCUUUUAAAAACAAAUCAAAGUGUCUUGAGGACCAAUAUUCCAAUUAUACGUUUCAUUCACUGAACCUAAAUGGUGAGCAAACACUUGCGGAAAAUAUUGCUGACAAUGCCGGGAUCAAACAGGCAUUUCAGGCCUAUCAAAACUGGAAGAGAAGGCGGGGUCGUCCAGAGCCUUACCUUCCCGGGAUGAAAGACUUUACUAAUGAACAAAUAUUUUUCCUUGGAUUUGCUCAGAUUUGGUGCCUAAAGAGCCGCCCAUCGGCAGUGGAGCGUUUGGUGACGUUUAGUUCUCAUAGCCCUGAAAAAUUCAGGGUGAUUGGUUCCCUAUCGAACUUUGACGAAUUUGCCAAGGCCUACAAAUGCCCUAAAGGAUCUCAAAUGAAUCCUGAGAAAAAAUGCUCCGUGUGGUAAAAUAAUUGCUUAGAUUUGUUGACGUGGACUGAACCAUAGCUCUUCCAAAACAAAAAAAAGGAGUGCCUUCAUUUACGCGCAUUUAUUGGCGGAAACAUCGGAAAAAUUUAAGCGAUAAACAACAAAACCUCCAUAAUCAUAUCAUCAAAAUAUACUAUAAUCUAGCGUAACGCAAUUUUUUUUUUUUUUUUUUAUGAGACUUCAUAAGAAGCCCAUGAACCACACAUCAAGCAUUACCCGAGUGUCAACGGUUCAACGGCCCGGUUGUUCAAAGACGGGUUAAGAUAACCCAGGAUUACCGUGAAAUUUAAUUGCAGAUCUGAAAGCUUUAA
Stylophora pistillata is the source of this 2879-nucleotide messenger RNA. Its product is annotated as endothelin-converting enzyme homolog. The record is from RefSeq and is a predicted model, not a curated record. Gene Ontology annotation, cellular component: plasma membrane. Gene Ontology annotation, molecular function: metalloendopeptidase activity. NCBI's taxonomy places the organism in Eukaryota, Metazoa, Cnidaria, Anthozoa, Scleractinia, Pocilloporidae. Gene Ontology annotation, biological process: protein processing.